Messenger RNA from Hippoglossus stenolepis (Pacific halibut), 2570 nucleotides. Its product is annotated as sprouty-related, EVH1 domain-containing protein 2. Gene Ontology annotation, biological process: multicellular organism development; negative regulation of MAPK cascade. Lineage: Eukaryota; Metazoa; Chordata; Actinopteri; Pleuronectiformes; Pleuronectidae. The record is from RefSeq and is a predicted model, not a curated record. Gene Ontology annotation, molecular function: protein kinase binding. The coding region runs from base 335 to 1735 and encodes 466 amino acids. Gene Ontology annotation, cellular component: membrane. The transcript has 6 exons.
AGGGGGACGCAAGGAGAAGAGCUGGAUUCGGAGACUAAAUUGUCUGUAUCGGCGGCUGUGAAGGCGAUGGCUGAUUAAAGUUAUAGGGGCAGAAAUCCAGGGGGCAUUUAGAGAUCCGGGCCCAGACUCGGAGGCACCGGAGCGGGAAGGAGGACAGAAGGAGGAAGGUGGGAGAGGAGACGGGCGAAGGCGAAGCCGAAGAGCCGACACUCGCACAAAGGCGCAGGGGGGAUUUAUGCGGAAUUGGAGACAGAAUCCGAGGAGCCGCGGCGAAAGAAUGACGAGCGAAAAGUAUGCAACCGCCGUGGUCCCUCACCUGAGGUGAAACGAGAACAUGAUAGAAGAAACACACCCAAACGAUGACAGCUACAUCGUGCGUGUGAAAGCGGUGGUGAUGACGCGGGACGACUCGAGCGGCGGCUGGCUGGCCCAGGACGGGGGCGCUCUGAGCAGGGUGGGGGUGUGCCGCCUCCUGCCGCCGGAGCUGGCCCCCGUGCCGGCCUCCUGCAGCUCCCAGUUCCUCAUCCGCGGUGAGCGGCUACGGGACAAACAGGUGAUCCUGGACUGUCCCCUGAGGAAGGACCUGGUGUACACCAUAGCAACGCCCACGUUUCAUCACUGGAGGGUGGAGGACAGGAAGUGCGGCCUGUCCUUCCAGGGUCCAGCCGAUGCCAGGGCUUUCGACAGGGGGGUGCGGAAAGCCAUCGAGGACCUGGCAGAAGGCUCCACCACCUCCUCUACAGCACUCCAGAACGAGGGCGAGCUGGGGGACGACGACGUCUUCACCAACACCACAGACAGCUCAUCCAACUCCUCCCAGAAACUGGAGAGCUCCCUGCAGCCGCUCGAGUCCUCGCCCCUUCCGCAGAGACACAAGUGCGUGAUGGGACAUCGCCACGACCUCCACGACCCCUACCGGCUCUCAGACCACUACUUCUUGGACCAGCCCUUGUCUCGGCUUCCUCGCCACGUCACUUUCCAGGAGGACGAGGAAAUCGUCCGUAUCAACCCUCGGGAGCGCAGCUGGGAGCGAACCACAGAGCGCCACUAUGGACGCCAGUCGGACCGCCCCUGGCUUGGGGGCUACGAGGACUACCGCCACGCCACCGUGCGGGACAAGUUCAUCCAGAUGGACGAGUCAGAGUCCUACGUCCACUUCGCCAAGACCGAGUCGCAGAAGCACGACUACACGUACCCUCUGGCACCGGCCCUGUCGCCAUCAGACUCUGACCCCGCACUCGGACCCUUGACCAAUAAGGGCCAUUGUGGCUCAUAUCGCCACGGCUUCUCCUCGGUUGUGCAUAACCAGCCCCGCUCUUUCCUCCCGAGCUCGUCCCCGUCCACCAACGGCGGGAAGGGUCGGAAGGAGGACGGGGUGGAGCGCUCACAGUGCGAGCACUGCGGCGAGGCGUUUUACAUCUCAGACAACCGAAGGGGGCGGUGCCAGGAUGCUCCGGACCCUGUGCGGGCGUGCGUCCGGCGGGUCAGCUGCAUGUGGCUGGCAGACACCAUGCUCUACCACUGCAUGUCCGACCCGGAGGGGGACUACUCAGACCCCUGCUCCUGUGACGGGGGCGAGGGCGGCGGGGGAGGCCGGUUCGGUACACGCUGGUUAGCGCUGCUGGGCUUGUCUCUGGUGGCGCCCUGCCUCUGCCUCUACCCGCCGCUCCACGCCUGCCACCGGGCGGGGCUCACGUGCGGGUGCUGCGGAGGCCGACACAAAGCAGUGAGCUGAGCCGCCGGUGCCCGGGAACCUCUCGGAGGAAGCGACGAAAAUCUAAACCCAACGCAAGCACAGGGAAAGGGAAGGAUGGGGAAAUGCACAGAGAGGAGCAGCGGCCCGACCGCUCGCUCUCUUGCCUUGGUUUCUCUGGGUUUCUCUACAAAUUCCAGACACUGAAAUAAGCCAAAAAAAACUAUUGGUGCAUUUUCUAUACGGCCUGGGAAGAUAAGCUCCCCCGCACGGCAGACAGUUCUCUCACCUCUUCACGUGGCCAUUUCAUGCUCUGUUUCUAGUGAGAGAGCACUCUUUUUCAGGGGGCCUUUUUUAUAGCUGACCUAUAUGUCAUGUAUCACAUAUGCAGGUACUUUAUACUUUGUACACUGACUCGGCGUCAAAGAACUUGAAUUGUUUCUUCUUUUGUUUCUUUCUCUUCUUUAAUGUACGCGUGGCCAUUUUGUUUAUAUUCUAUUCCAAUAUCAGGCCCGCUCGGCUCAGCUCCAGCUACCAGAGAAAUCAGACACUACACCUCUUCAUGUGCGACUCUGUGUGUGUGUGUGUGAGUGUGUGGAUUGUGUACGCGCAUGCUUACAAUGUGUGCGGAGGCCUUCUGUUGUCUGUGCUGCAGCUCACAGUGAAGCUCAUGUCGUCCACGUCGCGCUCCACCCUCGACGUCCUCUUUGUUCCCUGAAACAAACGUGGUACUCGUCUUAAUCUUCUUCUAAAAUCCCAAAGAUUCAUUGUUAUCCUAUUUAUUUUCUCACUGAAUUGAUUCAGUGGUUGAUUCGUGGUUUACUCACUGACCCGCUCGGCCCGCUCGGCCCGCUCGGCGCUUCGGCUCCGCUCGGCC